AUGGCAGCUAAUAAGAACUCGCUCUCUAUGCUAUUCAUGGCUUUGGUCCUCAUGGCUGUAGUAAGUGAACUGGCAAAUGCAAGUUCGCUAACAGUAUUUGGAGGACCAGGUUGUCGCGGUGGAGCUGCAAGGUAUGAUAGAUGUGGAUGCUCAAGCUUUAGUCUGUCUGGUGGUUAUCAAUUUGUUUACACCGGUCAAACUGCUUCCAUGUAUAACCAAGCGGGUUGUCGGGGUGUGUCUAGUUUUGGGUUCAACGCUAAUGCGAAUGGAUGCCACUCCAUUGGAUGGAGGAGCAUAUUCAUCCAGUGUUAA
Messenger RNA from Papaver somniferum (opium poppy), 312 nucleotides. Its product is annotated as antimicrobial peptide 1-like. The coding region runs from base 1 to 312 and encodes 103 amino acids. The transcript has a single exon. Lineage: Eukaryota; Viridiplantae; Streptophyta; Magnoliopsida; Ranunculales; Papaveraceae. Gene Ontology annotation, biological process: negative regulation of growth; defense response. The record is from RefSeq and is a predicted model, not a curated record.